Chara braunii is the source of this 2521-nucleotide messenger RNA. Lineage: Eukaryota; Viridiplantae; Streptophyta; Charophyceae; Charales; Characeae. The record is from the annotation of a GenBank genome assembly.
GAUGGGAUGCUGACUAUGGUCAUCAAAUACUGCCAGUCCUGUGUGCCUUGCUAGGAGAGGUCAGCGCAAAGGCCUGGGGAGCCCCUACACCCAAGGUUGGAGAGGGAAGUGGGUGCGGUCGUACACCUGGACCUGUUAUUCAUGCCAGCAGGGGAGAAUGGGCGUAACUACAUCUUCGAUGCACGGGAUAACCUUAUUGGGUUUGCGGAUGGUCGAGCUAUUCGGACGAAGACUGACCCAGUUUUGGCAAAUUGCAUCGAGGAGUACUACAUGCGCUAUCCUUUUGUCAAGGAGUUCGUGAUGGACAGAGGAUCGGAGUUUACCUGCAAUGAGGUGCGAACCCUGCUUACAGGGUAUGGCGUAGUGGCUAACUAUACUACGGCCGCGGAUCCUCAAGCGAAUGCACCUUUGGAGAGAGGGCACAGUACCAUCACGAAUCUCUUGGCUAAGUGGACAGAGGGCAAGCCUGGUCAGUGGCCGAAGUUCUUACGAGCGACUUUCUUCGUAGAGAAUAUUACUGUGAAGAGGACUACCAAGUCUGACUUUUCGAAGACAGCCAUGCAGAAGGGCGGGAGGGGCGUGCGGCCACGACAGAGGCCUCAAGGAGCAUCAGGAAGGGAGGACUCACGCAGACCGUUUGGGAGGGAGUCUACGCCUAUCUUCAACGAUGAUAACAUAGAGCUCUUUCUGGACUCCUACCAGGCGCAUGCGGCGCGGGAGGGCUGGUCUACCUUGGAGAGGAUACGACACCUGAAAGGAGUUGGGCGCUUUGAGGAGCCUAUUGCGCACAUCCGGGAGGAGGCUUUGACCUGGCAGGAUGUGGAGACGAGGAUGCAGAGGCUGAGGGCUUCGCCACUGGGACCGGAUGGGCUGCCUAUUCGGUUGGAGGAAGGUAAUGCGGAGGAGUUCAUCCCGGCCUAUGAGCAUGAUCUACGGGGCCCGUCGCCGACAUUACCAGAGGAGGGUAAGGUUUUGCCAUUGAGGACCCCGCUCGACAGUCUAGAGGCCCAUCUCGAUGCGUCCCAGUGGGGGGCGUCACAGUCGGAAGUGGACCAAGGCGGACCAGCAUGGUAUGAGCCAGUCGAGGAUGAGCCGGAGGAGGAGCCGCCAGAGCCGGGGCCUGAGGUGGGGCCUCGUGGACCCGAGGGGCCGCAGACUGAGGGGGUUAUCAUUGUCGGGGACGAUACCCCUCCCCCUGCCCCGAUUCUGGAGCAGGCGCGACAGUAUUGGCCUCAGGGAAUUCAUGAGUCGGACAGCAAGGUGAUGUUGGGGCCUCCAUCGAAAGCUACUACGCCACCUUCAACGCAGGCGGAACCAGAGGAGAGCGAGAGGGCGAGGGCACCUACUACUGUGGCACCACAAGUAACCGAGCCUACAGAUGAAUGCAUGGAUGUUGAGGCGUUGACAUCCGGGGAGCCUCUGUCGGGGCCGCCGCCCGCAGAGGAGGGGACGAGUGAGAGAGACCCACUACGAGAGGCCCAGGAGGUGCGGGCAAGGAGGCCAUCAGGAGAGACGAAAGAAGAAAAGCACGCGAGAGUGCAGAUUUGGGACAGCUAUGAGGGUAAGAGGGAUGCUGUUCGCCUAAGGUCACGAGAGGCAGGACAGGAGGAUGCGAGGGUGGACGAGGUACGAGAGACAGGGGACCUGUGGUUUUCAGCCACCAAGAUGGCGAUCGAGCGCACAGAUAGGAGGAUACGCGAGGUGGCGGUCUCGUCCUUUCAGCAGUAUUCCAUGCUCAGCAAUGAGUUGGCGGCCUCGAGGUUAGAGGUGGAACAAUUGUCCACCCAGUUGGAAGAAGAGAGGGCAGAGAACCAAGCAUGGAGGUCCCGCAUGGAAGCCAAGGAGGCAGAAUGGGAGAAGAGGCUUCAAGAUAUGGCGGCGAUGGUAGAGAGGCUCUCGGCCACUAAGGUGGUCGACUGGACCGAGCAGAGCCGGUAUGGCAUUCAGGGGAAGGAGGUGCAGGGACUUUUUGGCCAGGAAGGGAUGACAGAGCCACCUCAGGAAGGAGAAAUGGGGAAGGUAUUCUUGGACCCAACGGAGGUGGCAGCAAGGCGGGAGGCCGAAGAGGGGAGGUUCAGCUUCAGGACCCCCACGGAGUUGGCCUCGCCACAGGCCACCCUUAUGACGUUUGAGAUCCCUGAAGACGAGCCGGCGCAGAGACCCCGACCUCAUGUGGCGGGAGGAGGCCCCGCAGAGGGGUCCCCUACAAUACUUUUGGAGGUACAGGAGGGUGCCCUUACGGGAGCAGUAGCAUCCACUGAGCCUGAGGCGAUGGAGGGAGAGGCAUCUCAACUAGAUGCGCUAGUGGCGGCUAUGGAGCUGGACAUGCCGUCGGGAGAGCCUCAGAGACAGGAGACCCCGAAGCGUGUACGAGAGAUGGGGGAACAGAGGACACAGUUAGGCUCCUGGGCUACUGGGGCUGACUCAUGGGAGUACAUCUCAUAGCAGCAGCACGAGGUUAUGAGGGGGGCCGUGUUCCCUAUGUUGUCCCAUAGGGAGCUGAUAAACAUCUCUGAAAGUG